AAAAAACUGUCCCAGGUGUUAAAUUUAGACCGUAAGGGUGGGAUGGAUCUCUGCCAGGUGGUGCAGCUAUAGAAAAGGGGGUGCGGGGGUCCUGUACCAAGUGCCAGUCUUGAUGCAGUAACCCUGAUCAGAGUACCCACUCUGAGUACUGCAAGAACACCGUGCUGCAUAACUGGGCAAAUGGCUGUAAAGUUGAUCUAGAUCUAGAACUAGAACUAGAACUGUCGGUCGCCGUGGGGGAAAGUGUCAGCCAAAAACAAAGGAGACCAUAAUACCAGAACAUUGCAGUGCUUAGCUGCCCUGAUGAACAUGUGAGAUGGUGGGAUGUGGCCGUACAGGCUGCGGCGCGCUCUACGUGCGCGCUACCCGUCAUUCAGGGCUGGGACCCAAGUGGCGAGGAGCUCGGGUGCGCAGUGGCGCGCAGGGAGCCGCGCAGGAGGACGGGAGCGCUCACUGGGACGAGGAAACGCGGUCGGGAAAGGGUGACCGGGACCGAAAAACAGGGAAAUGAUCGAGGUGGGUUCGGGGGGAGAAGGGACAACGCGGAACAAUGUCAGCUUUGGUGCGUAAAGGUGUUUCCGCGCAUUAGACGCGUCCUGGCUGGUGCCAGGGGGGCUCCUUCGCAGUAACGACGUCCAUGUAGACGGGAGGGGCGCGAGCAGGGCGCGUGGCAAUGGAGAUGUCGGGCUCUCAGAAUGAGUUUGGACAGUGAUCACCCCGCGCGCUGGACAAAUGGUUCUUCGGAACUGUCGGCGGACACCGGCGGCGUGUCGGGCUCGAGCUCCAACGGCUCCGGCACCGGGACGGGGGGCAGCCCGCUGGACCUCACCCGAGCGGUGCCCCUGGGGGUGGUCCUGGGCGCCUUCAUCGUGUUCGCCGUCGUGGGGAACGUGCUGGUCAUCCUCUCGGUGGUGUGCAACAAGCACCUGCGCGUCCCCACCAACUACUUCAUCAUCAACCUGGCCAUCGCCGACCUGUUGCUGGGCACCACGGUGCUGCCCGUGUCGGCCACUCUCGAGGUGCUCGGCUACUGGGUCUUCGGGAGGAUCUUCUGCGACAUCUGGGCGGCGCUGGACGUGCUGUGCUGCACCGCAUCCAUCAUGAGCCUGUGCGUGAUCUCCAUCGACCGCUACAUCGGAGUGCGGUACCCGCUGCAGUACCCGAGCAUCGUGACGGAGAGGAGGGCUCUCAUGGCCAUGCUGGGGGUGUGGGUGCUCGCCGUGGUCAUCUCCAUCGGACCCCUGCUUGGCUGGAAGGAGCCACCCUCCCCGGAUGAGACGAUCUGCCCCAUAACCGAGGAGCCCUUUUACGCACUGUUCUCCUCCUUGGGCUCCUUCUACAUACCCCUGGCUGUGAUCUUGGCCAUGUACUGCCGGGUGUACAUAGUGGCCAAAAGGACCACGAGGAACCUGGAGGCGGGUGUGAUGAAGGAGAGGAUGGAUUCGAACGAGCUCACCCUGAGGAUCCACCACAAGAGCUCGCAGGCGCAGGAGGACGCAGCGCAUCCAGCCAAAAGCUCCCUGGCCGUCAAACUCCUCAAGUUCUCCAGGGAGAAGAAGGCUGCCAAGACGCUGGGGGUCGUGGUGGGGAUGUUCAUCCUCUGCUGGCUGCCUUUCUUCCUCGUGCUCCCCAUGGGGUCUUUCAACAGGAGUUUGCGCCCCCCGGACACUUGUUUCAAAGUGAUCUUCUGGCUGGGCUAUUUCAACAGCUGCCUGAAUCCUAUAAUCUACCCCUGCUACAACAGGGAGUUCCAUCAGGCCUUCGUCCGCAUCCUAAGGUGCCAGUGUCGGCGAAGGAAGCGCCCGGACUGGGCCGCCUACGACCACCGCAGCCCCCGCCUGGCCCCCGCCAGCCGGCAGCACAAGGAGUCCCUGGACGAACACUCGGCCUGCCUCAACGGGAGCCAGCGGACCCUGUCCUCCGCCGAGGCCAGCCCCGGGUGCGCGAGCAACAGCCUGGAGCCGGGCUUUGAGGAAAGCGGGCUGCACAGCUGGCCGCCCUCCUCCCCCCUGCCUGGGAGCUCCAUGGGGAGCCAAUGGGACCCUUUCGGGGGCUCCUCGGAUGAGAGCAUUGAUGAACACAGCGGGACAAGUUCGAUUUUCCACGACGCAUCCGAGUCGAGCUUCGCUCUUCCCAACGGCCAGGUCCACAGUGUAGGGGCUGAACACGGGUUGAACGGGACUGACUCCCAAGAAAAGAAAAUGCGAUACCUUCCUGCCUAAUACAGAUGGUAUGGCAGCACAGCGAGUAGGGCUGUUGUCUCACAGUGCUUGGAUGGUGCGGGAGGACAUGGGUUCGAUCCCUAAUCAGUCUGUGUGGGUUUCCUCUGGAUGCUCUGGUUUCUUCCCACAGUCCAAAGACAUGCUGUUCAGGUUCCCCCAUAGUGUAUGAGUGACAGAGAGAGAGUGUGUGUUCCACUGAUGGAUGGAUGAGUGACCCAGUGGAAGUAGUGUAUCUAGCAGUGUAAGUCACCAUGGUGAAUAAGGUGUUUGGGCUGAUAACACUACAUAGAGUUUGUUGGAAGUUGCUUUGGACAAAAGUGUCUGUUACAUAAAUAAAUGUAAUAGAGCAGGGAUCUUGGGUAAUGGUGCUGCGGACAUCACGUUUGAUGUUUAUGUGUGUUUUCCCUCUGCAAAUGUUAAAGUUGUGAACUGUGUGCUUCCAGUUCCUGGUCACUUUCCUGGAUAACACGUGGCGGGAGAGCAGAAGCCUCAUCGCCAUACUCUAGCUUUGUGUACUUGCUUAAUUUCGUGGCUCAGAUCAGUGUAUCACAGCACACUUGACCUCCCGGGGCUGAAUUUGCCGGUUAACAUUCACAGAUACCCUCAACAGAGAUUUCAACUGACUGAUUCAUCGCUUCAAGGGACACAAAUGGCUUUGACCAUCUGGCCGCGAUGCACCAAAACGCAGACGCGUUCGCCUUCCAGGGGGUGCGACCUUUACAUUAAUGAGAGCAGAAACAUGUAAACCAGACAGCUUUUUCCUUAUUUAUUUAUUUUGGUAAUUUUGUGUACUUUAACGUGCGUUUCUUAAAUUGUCACA
Scleropages formosus (Asian bonytongue) is the source of this 3042-nucleotide messenger RNA. It is a transcript of the gene adra1ba, whose product is annotated as adrenoceptor alpha 1Ba. The transcript is spliced from 2 exons. Gene Ontology annotation, molecular function: alpha1-adrenergic receptor activity. Gene Ontology annotation, cellular component: plasma membrane. The record is from RefSeq and is a predicted model, not a curated record. Gene Ontology annotation, biological process: phospholipase C-activating G protein-coupled receptor signaling pathway; adenylate cyclase-activating adrenergic receptor signaling pathway; regulation of cardiac muscle contraction. The coding region runs from base 696 to 2222 and encodes 508 amino acids. NCBI's taxonomy places the organism in Eukaryota, Metazoa, Chordata, Actinopteri, Osteoglossiformes, Osteoglossidae.